This is a messenger RNA of Aspergillus campestris IBT 28561, 1872 nucleotides long. RefSeq names its product extracellular metalloproteinase. Bases 1 to 1872 code for a protein of 623 amino acids. NCBI's taxonomy places the organism in Eukaryota, Fungi, Ascomycota, Eurotiomycetes, Eurotiales, Aspergillaceae. The transcript has 6 exons. The record is from RefSeq and is a predicted model, not a curated record. Gene Ontology annotation, molecular function: zinc ion binding; metalloendopeptidase activity.
AUGUACCUCGUUUAUCUCGUACUUUCCCUCGCGCUUCAGAAAUGUGCAGCUGCACACCCUGGAACCCUAGGAACCGACCGCCAAAUCCAACACUUCGACUCUUAUCUGCUGGACUCCAACAGCACCUAUGUAAACGCGGCUAAUGUCUCUCACUACCAAGUCUCCGCAGAACCAGGCUUGGGUGAUACUGGCCACAAGAAAAUAGCCUUGAAGAUUGCCCAGAACACUGUGCCAAGUGGCGCUUUUCGUGUGCUCAAUGACUAUUAUGUUGGCAACAAUGGCGUUGCCCACGUCCAUUUCAAGCAGACAAUCCUCGGCAUAGACAUCGAUAAUACGCAUGUCAAUGUCAAUAUCGGACGAGGUGGAAAGUUGCUCUCCUACGGGUAUACGUGCUACUACGGCCCAACACCGACGCCCUAUGCUUUGAGAAAUGGUAGUCAUAUUGACCCUGUCAGUGCGCUGAAAGCGGUAUCGGAUAUCUUGAACCUCUCUGUGCAUAGUAGCUCCGUGUCGGCGCAUCCUGAAGAUCGGACUGAAGUUCUUGUAUUCAAGAACACUGUUGGAACUGUUGCUGAACCGACUGCCAGGCUGACGUACUUUAUGCUGCCUGAUAUGAGCCUCGUACUGACAUGGAGAAUUGAGAUCAACAUGGGUCAUGAUUGGCUUGUGACAUAUGUCGACGCAAUCACUGGAAACACAGUCUAUGGAGUUGUCAACUAUGUGGCCGGUGCAACUUACCAGGUCUAUCGGUGGGGUCUGAACGAUCCCACAGAAGGGAAUCGGACGAUAUUGAAAAAUCCGUGGGACACGGCAGCUUCCCGAUACACCUGGAUCAGCGAUGGGAAGCGGAACUAUAGCACAACCUGGGGAAAUAAUGCCAUUGCGCAUUAUAAUCCGACGGGAAACGCGUCCUACCUUGGCCUUUACCGUCCGAGUAGUCUCUCGCUCAACUUUGUAUCAUACAUUGACGCAGCAAUCACACAAGUGUUCUACACCGUGAAUACCUACCAUGACCUUUUAUACUUACUUGGUUUCACAGAAGCUGCAGGAAACUUCCAAGCAAAUAACCAAGGCCGGGGCGGAAAAGAGAAUGACUAUGUCAUUCUUAAUGUGCAAAACGGCGUGGGUAAAAAUAAUGCCGCAUUCUCGAGCCCGCCAGAUGGACAGCCAGGGACGAUGCAAUUGUAUAUGGGGGACUCGAGCCUAAUUCCACGAGACUCGGCCUUUGAUGCUGGGAUUGUCAUUCACGAGUACACGCAUGGUGUUUCCCACCGUCUAACUGGUGGCCCGGAUGAAGGUGUCUGUCUCGGAACAAAAGAGUCCCGCGGGAUGGGCGAGGGAUGGGGCGAUUUUAUGAGCAUUGUGGUCCGUUUGAAGCCGGAGGACCACCGCAACACAUCUUACCCCAUGAGCCCGUGGCCGACUGACAAGCCUGAAGGCAUACGCCUCUACCCUUACUCGACGCGUCUCGAGAUUAACCCUCUAAACUACACUAGUCUGAACGAUAUGGGAGCUGUUCACCAAAUUGGGACUGUGUGGGCGACAAUGCUUAACGAGGUCUUAUGGAACCUUAUUGAUGAGCACGGCCAGAACAGUGACUCCAAGCCGACACUCAUUGACGACGUUCCAACCGACGGCAGAUACCUUGCCAUGAAGCUAGUCCUGGAUGCUAUGGCCCUACAGCCAUGCUGGCCUACCUUCCUCCAGGCCCGAGAUGCCAUCCUGGACGUCGAUCUAGUUCUAACGGGUGGCAAGAACACAUGUGCGAUCUGGACUGCCUUUGCGAAACGUGGUCUCGGGUUGGGAGCUAGCUCUGACCUGGGAUUCUACCACAAUGCCAGCUACACCGUCCCUGUAACUGCUUGCAGCUAA